Messenger RNA from Perkinsus marinus ATCC 50983, 5559 nucleotides. Its product is annotated as gag/pol/env polyprotein, putative. Gene Ontology annotation, biological process: DNA integration; proteolysis. The record is from RefSeq and is a predicted model, not a curated record. Lineage: Eukaryota; Perkinsozoa; Perkinsida; Perkinsidae. Gene Ontology annotation, molecular function: zinc ion binding; aspartic-type endopeptidase activity; nucleic acid binding. The transcript has a single exon. The coding region runs from base 1 to 5559 and encodes 1852 amino acids.
AUGGCUACUCCUACUUGCGUUCACUCAACUCCUGGGAGGAAACCCGGCACGGUAGAGACAAAUGGCACCCACCGUGGGGCAAGUCAUCACUAUGAUGGUGGUCUAUUCGACAACAAGGUCAUGCCUUAUCGUGGUCUGCUCUCUGAUGUUGGUCUACUCCCAAUGAUGACUGUGGAGCCGCGCACUUGCGCUAUGGUGCAAACGAGAAGAGGGGCAACCGAACGCAUCGACGCGCCUGGAGGAGAGGACGGAAGUCCGAUAUCUCCAAGUCAGGUGUCGGGUAACACUUCGCGGCACGACAUGUCCCCUCGUGGCAGCGGACAGUCGCGUACCGGAGUGGUGGCCGUCGUUGCUGAAGAAGCUCAAUCCGAGAGGAUCGGCCAGAAGGCCAUCGACGACUUCUUGUCCGGAUUGGACGGAGAAGUGCGAGCUCAGAUCUAUGGUUCGUUAGAGGAACCGAGAUACUUACCAAAGCCCGAACAAGCGGUCUCUAUGGGUACUCUGUCUUUACUCGAGAAGACUAUGGGCCAGUCAUACAACUGUUGGCUUACCCUGGCGAACGGCCUGAAAGGGCAUGCUGGGGAACGCUAUGGUCUAGACCCCCGCGGAUUUGUGAAAAGCUGGGGUUUGUUCGCCUGGGCUCAUUCCCCAGCGUCCAAGUGGACUGGUGUCGUGACGAAGGAAGAGCCGGCUGAGCACGGGGAAGCACAGCGCAUGGGAUGCGCAUGGUUCGACGAAGUUCAACGUUGCUUAACUCUAUGCCGAGCAUCCCUCGGUGCCCAGCUGAUCGUCUGGGUUGCUCUCCUACCUUCCCAAUUGACUCUGUCACUCCGGCAGACUCUGCUCGACAUCUGCAAAAACGAAGAUGCCAAUAGAGAUACGGCUCUCGUUUGGACAAAGUGGGUCCACUGGGAUGGUAAAUCCGAGAAAGAGAACGUCAAAGUCGACUACCUCGCUUGGACUGAAUUACUGGGAGGCUGGUUGAAGCAAGUACUCGACGUAGCGAAUGAGCACUUUCGACCACGACCAUCUCUGGCCAAAGCUAUGGCUCUCUGGUCUGGUCUCAAGAUCGCCGCUGACGAGGCUCUUGAGGUAUUCCUGCAGAAGGAAGACGAGCUAUGGCUCAUCUUACAUGAGCAUAUGCAAGGUGGCUCUAUCAGAUGGGAGCAUCGUCGUGAGAGAAUAAUCUCGGCUAUGAUGACAUGUCCUUCGUGGCGUCCGGCUAUCCAAAACUCCCUGGAGAUCCUCGAAGCGGCGUCUGACUAUAGAUCGUUCAGGACGCGGCUCCUGUUGGAGCGCAAACUCGGCCUCAAGAAGAAGAUCCUUCCGAGAUUUGAAGCUCGGAGGACAACUCCAGCUUCUACGGCUGAGCAGACUUUUGCUGGCCCUGAAUGGGCUACAGACCAGGAUCCCCACCUCCCCGAGUACCACAGGGUAUCAGAACUCCGCCGUCAAGGUCAGGGCUCAGUAGCAACAGCAACUACCCCGGCUGACGAUACCAGAACUGACGGGGAAGCCCAAAAGGUGAAAGAGCGCGAUCGCAAGGAGAAGAGGUGUUACAAGUGUCACAAACCAGGCCAUCGGGCCCGGGAGUGUGGUAAACGUGGUCAGCGUAAGAAGCAGACUGACGACGUCAGGAAUGACGGUACCAGACUCAGGCCCUCCUCUUCUGCGACUGCUGAUGAUAUGAUCGUUGAAGAUCCGGUGCUCGAAGAGCCGUCUGCUGACUCGAGGAUCGAUAACUACGGCGAGUCCGUGGUGGAAGCGAAGUGCGAUGACCCACAGUGUGCUUCGCAUGGGAAUGCAGCCACAACGGGAUCGCUAUCAUCAAGUGCUCUCACCGUGGCAUCUACCUCUGAAAGACGGACUGCUGUGGCCAACGGCGUACCUAUCCUGAUCAAGAGUGAUCUCAAGGGCACCGACAGUUAUGCAUAUGUCUUCGACUUCUCCGACCCCUCCCACAACGGCGAGUUGAUGAUAAUCAGGGUCUACGACCAUGCUGGACGUCCGUUCAAUGCUCUCCUGGACUCUGGCAGCGAAGUCACCCUGGUUAGUGCAGAUAAGGCAACAAGCCCUUGCACUCGCAGAAAUUGUGUCCGUGAAGGCAUCACUAUAGUGGGUGUUGGCGACAAGCAUACUCUAACCACACCGGUUGACCUAUUCCUAGCAAUGUCUAAGAAUGGACCCUUGGUACCAGUUGAGGCCUCCUUAUCCCCGGGAUUGCCUCGUGAAGUCGAUGCCAUCCUGGGUAUUGGGGCAUUGCGACUGCUGCGGUGGAGCGUAGAUCCUCUAAAGGGGGUGGUAACACUGAGAACCCCCCUGCAUGUCUGUACCAAGGCUAUGUCUAAGGUUAACACCGUGGCACCAAAACAGACUCUGUUCGCCGCCAGGAUCCAAGUGAAGCAGGAGGAUCCUCCGAUAAAGCAUAGAGGUUUCCCCAUUGCCCCUAAUCGUCUGCGGGCAGCUCGGGAUACCAUUGAUCAGUUGGUGGAUGAAGGCAAGAUCGAACUCUUGACCCCUUCCCAAGUCCUGGAGCCCUCACAGUGGAUAAGCCCGGUGUUCUUGAAGCGUAAGGCCACGGCCCCCGGUGAGGACGUCAAGUACCGUAUCCUCAACGAUCUCAGACAAGUCAACACCAGACUGAUGAUUCACUCUUACCCUGGCGACGGGAACGUUCCACUAUUGGUGAACCAGAUCCCUCGCUGGUGCAAGGCAUAUGCAUGCCUAGACAUCAGCAGCGCCUUUCACUGUGUCCCAUUGGAAAAGCCCUCUAGACGUUAUCUCGGGGGUGUCCUAGCGGGGGUGUACUUCCGAUGGUGUGUACUACCACAAGGACUGGGACUUUCUCCUUAUUGGUGGGCCAAGUUUAUCCGCGAUGUCCUCAGCCGAUCCGGCAUAUGUGACAAGUUUGCAGGUCGUGUCAUCAUUCUCAUCUACGUGGAUGAUGUGUUGCUUGGAGGGCGAAAUAUCGAGGACGUUCGCGAAGCUUAUCACGAGCUAUGCAAAAUACUUCUCGCCGCUGACAUUCCCCUGAACCAGGCCAAGUCCAAGCUGCCUACCACGACCCUUGACUUCGUUGGUUUACAUCUAGAUGCUACAGGUUGGGGUCCCACGCUUAGCGCGAUGGAAGCGCUAGAAGCACUCCCGGCACCGCGGUCUCGCGAAGAAUUGAUGUCAGUCCUGGGAACGGUCAACUAUCUCCGACAUGCCUAUGACCCGGCUGACCUCCAGAUCAAUCUGGCGCCACUACAGCUGCUUCUGAAGAAGCACGCUCGCUAUCAGUGGGAUACCGCUCAAGAGUCUGCCUUCCACUGGUUGAAAGGAGCAUUGAAGAACACCGUCUUCUCGUUUCAACCUUUGGACGAACCACUAUAUGAGCACGAGGGUUGGGUGGUUCAAAGCGAUGCCUCUGACCUCGGUAUAUCGUUUGUGCUCUGGCGGUGUAAGCUCGACCCCGAACUCAAGUCCGGUGAGAUCUCCCCAAGUUACCUUAGUCAGCAUGGUGUCAUUGUGGCCGCCAGUGGCAGGAGACUCCGAGGAGCCGAAGUUAACUAUGCCACGUUCGACGCCGAGGGUCUUGCAGUCGUCGAGGCACUGAAGAAGUUACGACCUUACCUCCUCUUACCAACCCCUUCGGGUGGCUAUCCGAGGACAGUCGUGCAAACUGACAGUAACGCCUCAAAGUGUCGAUUCACUGCUGUACCCACCUUCGAGGACUUCACGCAGAAUCCGGUCCGCUUCAAGCGCUGGUGUCGAUGGGCUGAAGCUAUUGGGGACCUGUUCCUCAAUCCUGGUCUGGAAUUGGUCCACAUUCGAGGGGACAGCAAUCACCUGGCUGAUCUCUUUUCACGGGUCCUUCAGGAUUGCCCCAGCGACGAUAUUGGCGUUUACGCUGUGGAAUCGGGGGUGAUGGGUGCGGAUGAUGAACUAGAGGACUCCUGCUCCUGCUGCUCCGAGUUUGGUAGCCCCAACGAGGACGAGGUUCGGCACAUGGUUAUGGCUGUUGAGGCCCCCGACGAGGUCCCACUGGAGCUCCAGCAACUCCACCGAGCCAAUAGGAUCGAGGCCGACGGUAGUGCACUCAUCUACACUGAUGCCAAAGGAAGGCGCAGAACGUAUGUCCCGGAAGAGAGGAGAUCGUCUGCAUUGGAUUCGGCGCAUGGUCCUGCCCAUGCCAGUGCAGAACGGACCGAGAGGGACCUAAUUGAGUCUUCUCUAUGGUGGCCUCGUAUGGGUAAGGACGUUGGCUUAUUCGUUCGGUCGUGCUUGGAAUGUGCUCGCCAUUCUGCUUCCAAGGCGGCGCUACGGCCCCGCCAUGAACUUCAACCUACCCUUUCAAGUGUAUCCGAGGAGAACGAGAGGUUCUCAUCUGUGGCAAUCGAUCAUUGCGGUCCUCUACCUGGCACAUCUGGGUCGUUGGUGCUGAUUAUGGUCGAUAUGGUUACCGGCUGGCUGGAGGCCACGAUUGUACCAAACAAGUCAGCGAGGUGCACGGUCGACGCUCUCUAUCAAGCUUGGGUGUGUCGAUGGGGGUGGUUUAGACGUUUACAUAGCGACAACGACAUGGGAUAUCGGUCAUCUAUUGUGGAAGAACUCUGUGCGCGGUAUAAGGUGCGACAUACCUUCUCUCCCCCAAGGUGGCCCCGUGCCAAUGGAUGUGCCGAAGCCGUGGUGAAGGAGUUGAAGGUGGUGAUAUCUAAGACAAGCAAAGGCCUACAGAAACAGGGUUAUGAUGUGGCCACCCUCGUGGCUGCAACGGUCUUCCUUCACAAUUCGAGUCGCGUGGUCGGUCUCCCCUGCAGUCCCUUCGAGGCCGUCACCGGAGCUAAACCACGCACUAUGUCCUCCUUCGCAUCCACCACAUGUAGCUCUUACGGUCCGGUUGACGUAGCUAAGCUGGAGGCCACGGUGAACCUGAUGAAGAGUGCGAAGGAGUCUCUACGGCAAAAAUGGCGUGACUAUGCAAAUAGAAGGGCUUCUCACCACCACGGCCUAUCGUAUGGCAACGAUGUUACUAUGGGUGUACUGGUAUUCGUCGUCAGUGAUCACUCCCUCAAAGGUCGCCAGGUAUCGGGGCCUUUUCGAGUAUCUCGCGUUGAAGGCGCUCGAGCAUGGAUCAAUGGUGAGUCCAGCCCGGUGUCUGUGGGUCAGUGCAUCGUGUAUCAACCCGAUUACCGGUUCGUGGAUGAGGCCUCGGUUGAAGCAGCUUCUGCAUUGGAGGUAUCGUUCGAGAGCCUGAAUAUUGGCGAUGCCGUGUUCUACUGCGUCAUUGACUCCGCUCCUGUUGGGCCCCCGACCAUGGCGCUAGACUUCGGUACUGUUGCUCGUUUGCCAGCGGGUGAUCGAGUCCUGGUCGAGCCGUAUUAUAGCUCGAAUGGGUUGCGAUGGCAGCGCAGAGCUCCUCGUGAUCGUUACCUCAAGGAGGUCACCCGUCCCUCUGUCAAGAUUACUCGUAAGUCAACCCGCGCCGUGGUCGACUCUGAUGGACACCUCAUGCCUGACGUCAUCGAGAUGAUUAGGGAGCGAGGAUGGCCCAUUCCUGACGAAGAUGUUAAAUAG